GUUUCAGUUGUUGGAUGCUUUUGCCCUUUUCUUUUUCUUUCUUUCUUUCUUUCUUUCUUUCUUUCUUUCUUCUUCAAUCUCUCUCUCUCUCUCUCUCUCUCUCUCUCUCUCUUCCUCUUCCUCUUCUUCUUCGUCUUCAGUUUCGGCGUGCUGAAGAAGACGCUUGAGAAGUAAUAAUCACAGUGACAGAUUUGAUUUGACCCCUCAAAAAUCUCUCAUGCUUGACUCCUGCUGUUUUUACCCUAAGACGGAGGAGGAGGGUCACGAGGCUUUAGUUUGCAAUCACCGGCCAAGUUACGGCGGUGAUUCGCCGUGUAAGAGAAUGGGUUUGUUUGUUUAAAAAGUGAAGAUUUUUCUUAGAUCUUCGAUGAGAAAGCACGAGACUUUGUGAUUUUGAUCUCUCUUUUUUUUGGGUGUUUUUUGGGGGUUUUGAUUUAAGAAUCCUCCGAUGAAGGCGUUACGGAGAAGUUAUACUUCUACGUCUUCCGCUAAUAAUAAUAACUCUUCUUCUUCGUCUUCACCUCCUUCUAAUUCUAAUUCUAAUUCUAAUUCUAAUUCUAAUUCAUCUUCUUCGAGUUCUUCUUCAUCUGCUUCUUCGUCUUCUUCAUGGAUCCAUCUACGGUCUGUUCUGUUUGUGGCUAAUCCUUCGUCUCCAUCUUCAGUUUCUUCUUCCGAUCGCCGGCGUAAAUCACCGUGGUCUCGCCGGAAAAGAAAAUAUGCAUUGACGCCUCAUCAGUGGAGGAGUUUAUUUACACCGGAGGGUAAACUCCGUGAUGGUGGUGUUGGAUUUCUGAAGAAAGUUAGAAGCAGAGGUGUUGAUCCAAGUAUUCGUGCAGAAGUAUGGCUGUUCUUACUCGGAGUCUAUGAUUUGAAUAGUACUAGUGAAGAAAGAGAAGCAGUGAAGACACAAAAAAGGAAAGAGUAUGAGAAACUGCAGAGACGGUGCCAGAUGCUUCUCAAGUGCGGCACUGGAAGUACUGAUAAUCUUGAGGAACUUCCUUGUGAGGACGUAAACGGUGGUCAAUGUGUUCGAUUUGUGGAUGAUUAUAAGAUUGCGGGACCAAUGACAAAUCAAGAUGUGGUCUGUGCUCUGAUUACUGAUUCUUCUGAUACAGACUCGUGUGAAGACAAUGAAGAUGUUCUACUACUCCCAUCUUUUGUAUACAGCGAUGCGAAGAAACCAGAGGAGGAUAAAAGUAACAACAACUCUGAAGAGAGUAGUUCUCCUCUUGUAGCUACUGCUGAUGAGAUUCAAGUAGAAGUCGCUGUACAUGAAGACUUCUCUACUUGGCAACGUAUCAUCCGCCUUGAUGCUUUACGUGCUGAUUCUGAGUGGGCAACUUAUUCUCCAUAUUCAACUGCAGUCACUGAAAGCAAAGCUCGUGGUUUAGCUGAGUCUGUAGGGUUAAAAGACUAUGAUCACUUAGAAAGCUGUAGACUUUACCACGCUGCACGGUUAGUUGCAAUUCUUGAAGCAUACGCUAUGUAUGAUCCUGAGAUAGGCUACUGUCAAGGAAUGAGCGAUCUGUUAUCUCCCAUUCUCGCUGUGAUCUCAGAGGAUCACGAGGCUUUCUGGUGCUUUGUGGGUUUUAUGAAGAAAGCUCGGCAUAAUUUCAGGCUUGAUGAAGCAGGGAUUCAAAGGCAGCUGAGUAUUGUAUCGAAGAUUAUAAAAAACAAAGACUCUCAGCUUUACAAACACUUGGAGAAUCUUCAAGCUGAGGAUUGUAGUUUCGUUUACAGGAUGGUGCUUGUGAUGUUUAGGAGGGAGUUGAGUUUUGAACAAACGCUAUGUCUCUGGGAAGUGAUGUGGGCUGAUCAAGCUGCCAUUAGAGCUGGAGUUGGAAAAUCGCCGUGGAGCAGAAUCCGGCAACUAGCACCACCAACUGAUGAUCUUUUGCUCUAUGCAAUCGCGGCGUUAGUACUACGUAGGAAGCUUAUCAUACAGAAGUACAGUAGUAUGGAUGAGAUUGUAGAAGAGUGUAACAGCAUGGCUGGUCAGCUUAAUGUCUGGAAGCUUUUAGAUGAUGCGCAUCAUCUUGUCGUCACACUCCACGACAAGAUUGAAACUCUUUCUUCUCAAUCUCAGAGCAUUUGAUGAAGUCUCUCUUAAAGCCAGGAAUGAAGUGUUUCCACUACACAAAGGCCCUUGCACUCGUCUGGCUGUGUUUUGUCAAGGUCUAAGGUUUGUCGCGGUUUGGUUCGGUUCUUACUGUUUUUACUCCUUUCUAUUCUUUUUUUUUUUUUUUGUUUCCUCAUCACACAGAGAACACAAUACUAUCCUUAUCACUUUUAUUGUAGUACUAAUGAAAAUAGACAAGACAAAAAUUCCUGUUAAAAUGUAACGGAUGAGUCUGAAACCUAUUUGUAUGAAUCUUAUUUGCUCAAUUGUAGAAUUCCAGAUUCUCAGA
Camelina sativa (false flax) is the source of this 2408-nucleotide messenger RNA. Its product is annotated as rab GTPase-activating protein 22. Gene Ontology annotation, biological process: activation of GTPase activity. Gene Ontology annotation, molecular function: GTPase activator activity. The record is from RefSeq and is a predicted model, not a curated record. NCBI's taxonomy places the organism in Eukaryota, Viridiplantae, Streptophyta, Magnoliopsida, Brassicales, Brassicaceae.